AUCUCUCCUCGGCUGCACCGUCCGACCAGCUCUCCGCUCCGCAGGAUGAGUUCGUUCAGCACGAGGGCCCUGACGCUGCUCUCGUCGGUUUUCGGGGCCUGCGGUUUGCUGUUGGUGGGCGUCGCCGUGUCGACAGACUACUGGCUGCUGAUGGAGGAGGGGAUCGUCCUGCAGCAGAACCAGACCACCGAGGUCAAGAUGGCGCUGCACUCCGGCCUGUGGAGGGUCUGCUUCGUAGCAGGGCCUGAGAAGGGCAGAUGUGUGGCGUCAGAAUAUUUCACCGAGCCAGAGAUCGAGAUCACGACAGAAAAUACAGCCAAUAUACUCAAAAUGGUCCGAACCGCCACUCCCUUCCCCAUGAUCUCUCUGCUCUUCGUCUUCACCGCCUUCGUCAUCAGCAACAUCGGACACAUCCGGCCGCAGCGCACCAUCCUCGCCUUCGUUUCUGGAAUAUUCUUCAUACUGUCAGGUCUCAGUCUGGUGGUGGGUCUGGUCUUGUAUAUCUCAAGUAUUAAUGAUGAGGUGAUGAACCGACCCAGAGAGCCGGAGCAGUUCUUCCACUACCACUACGGCUGGUCCUUCGCCUUCGCCGCCUCCUCCUUCCUGCUCAAAGAGGGUGCAGGAGUGAUGUCCGUCUACCUCUUUAUGAAGCGCUACGCGGAGGAGGAGCUGUACAGGCCUCACCCCGCCCUCUACCGCCCCCGCAUGUCCGACUGCAGCGACUACAGCGGCCAGUUCCUCCAUCCGGACUCCUGGCCUCCACCGCAGCGCGGCCGCAGCGCCUCCGACGUCUCCUCCGACAUCUCCAUCCAGCUCAACCAGACUCCGCCCCAACAGCAGCCUCCCAAGGGGGGCAGCAGCUCCCAGCAGACGCCCUCCUCUUCCGGGCCUUCGUCAGCGGCCAGCUACCAGCUCCAGCCGGCCUCGUCCUCCUCCACCUCCUCUUCUUAUCCACACCCACUCCACCCGGCCGCUACCUCCACCCUACCCAGGGUCUCCCACGCCCACGCCCACGGUCAUCCUCAGCCCCACCCCCACCCGAGUGGGCCCCCUCCCCAGUCCCUGCCCAUGGCGGCGCCACCUUCUGCCGUUCCUCCUCCUCGCUAUCACACGCACAUGCGAAUGAGCGCCUCGCCAUGCUAG
Seriola dumerili (greater amberjack) is the source of this 1143-nucleotide messenger RNA. RefSeq names its product voltage-dependent calcium channel gamma-7 subunit-like (gene cacng7a). Lineage: Eukaryota; Metazoa; Chordata; Actinopteri; Carangiformes; Carangidae. Gene Ontology annotation, cellular component: postsynaptic density membrane; AMPA glutamate receptor complex. Gene Ontology annotation, biological process: neurotransmitter receptor transport, postsynaptic endosome to lysosome; transmission of nerve impulse; postsynaptic neurotransmitter receptor diffusion trapping. The coding region runs from base 46 to 1143 and encodes 365 amino acids. The transcript is spliced from 6 exons. The record is from RefSeq and is a predicted model, not a curated record. Gene Ontology annotation, molecular function: voltage-gated calcium channel activity; channel regulator activity.